Babesia microti strain RI is the source of this 462-nucleotide messenger RNA. RefSeq names its product UPF0587 protein C1orf123 homolog. Gene Ontology annotation, molecular function: zinc ion binding. Bases 1 to 462 code for a protein of 153 amino acids. The transcript has 6 exons. Lineage: Eukaryota; Apicomplexa; Aconoidasida; Piroplasmida; Babesiidae. The record is from RefSeq and is a predicted model, not a curated record.
AUGAUUUUGGGGUUAUAUAUAAAAGCCGAGUUGGAAAACGUCGACAGUGUUAGGGCCGUGCCUGGCAUUCGUUGGGAAGUGGAUGUAAAAGAGCCAACGGGCUACGAGUUCCGCAAAAACGUCUACUUUAGUAGUUCUGAAAGCUACAGCAUACCAAAUUCUAGAGGGGAUGCCAAUUUUAUAGUAAAGUGGAGGGACUCGGAUGCCAGGGCUAGUAUACGGAUAGCGGAAGAGGGCAUACCCUACACUACGGAGGACGUUGGCAAAUUCAAGUGUAUAGCCAAAUUUGAAGCGAGAGGUUUGGACAUUAUCAAGUGGCACCCGCGAGGCGGGUUUCAGGCACUGAGAGGCGGGCGAGUGUAUGCCGUGACCUUCCAGGAGGGUUCUUGGGCAGAUUACGAUUCGGACACAAAUGAGCCCCUAUCUGUGUUGGAGUUGGAUUACAAGUUUGCGAAGUUGUAA